AUGGCUCCCCCGUAUGACUGGCUUGACGCUCAUAAGGAAGAGGAGGACGAGUCGCGCUGGGAGUCCUUUUAUGAUGACCUGACCGCAGACCCCGCGGCAUCAACCCCAGGACCUGAGGACCCGUAUACCACGGACGACGACCACGAACCGCACACGGGGAUGCCUCACUUCACGGGACCCUACACCAAGUCGUUCUCGAGACCGCCCUUUGGGUCGUCAUUCACUGGAAUAACGCAGCCUACAGACACUUUCGUCACGUCGCCCUAUAGUGGCUCACCAUAUCCCGAGCAUACAGGCGCCUCAGCUUCUGUAGGGUCCGAUGGGAGCCCGUUGCCUUCCGCAAGUCAUGCCGACGGCUUCAGGACGGAUUCGCCUGACGGAGCAAGAAAGGCACAGUCGCACCACUCAGCCUUGUAUGCUGCUGCCGGAAUCGUGCCGGUAGUGGCUCUGAUCAUUAUCGGUGCCGCCAUCUUCUUCUGUCUGCGAAAGAAAAGGAAGCAGAAACAGAUUGCUGCUACUCAGGCUCAAGUUCAGCAGAUGAAGGCGAGGAGCAAUCCUAUCGGGACCAACCCCAUCGUGUCAGCUUUUGCACAAAUGGCAUCACCUCCCGUACCUCCCCGGCAGCCUUCGUACACUGGUCCUCCAAGUCACCCACCUCCUGCUAGUCCGACCUCUGCCCAGCCUGUCAUUCUGGGCCCAAUUUCAUCGGGCGCCAACGGCAACUACAUGACCGGUAUCGAUACCUCGGACGUCGUGUCCGUGACCAACAACGAGCGCACCGGCCUUGGUGAUCCGUUCGCCGACGGCAACAGCCUCAACGAAGAGCCGCCCCCACCAUACCGGCCUCGAAGCGUCGCUCCGUUGUCGCGCGACACGAGCCUCCGAGUGCCUCAAGCAGCCACUUCAUCGCAAACCAACCUUGUGGGCCGCCACGAGCAGCCCGAACGAUCGCCGUUUGACGACCCCGAAGACGACGAGGCGGUGUCAGACAUCUCAGGGCCUACUCUUCGAAGAGACCAGGACAACAUAUCAACGGAUUGGCACCUUCCCAGUCCUUCCUCCACUCCAAAGUCCCUGACCUUUCCGGACUCGACGCUGAAGACGCCCAAGACUGAGGCCUUUCCUCAGUCGCACUUCCUCGACGCCUGGUCAACCCCCCGAGUCAAUGGGCACAAGACCCCCGCCCAGACGCCGUCCUUCACCCUCUCGACGCCCAUAGACCGGCCGUCCAGUUCGUAUAGCCAGAACGCUCGCACUCCCGAAGACCCAGAAUUCCAUGUCAACCAUUUUGCCGCGAGCGCUCUACCACUGCCCCCUGUCGACCCUUCACGCCGGCUGUCAUCCUCGCCAGACCCGCACUCCGUGAAACAGACUAGGCCCACCCUGCGCGAGAACCCAUCAUCUCGGCCCCGGCCAGUCAGUAUGGACACUUCGCAGAUGCAGACACCGCCCCCGACGAGGGAUGCUACAUCGAGACGGAGCUUGCAGCAGCAUGCGGGGAACGAGUUCGCUACACCGGCUACUGUGAUAGCGCGGACUCCAGGCCAGGCGCCACCAUCGGCGGGUCUCUUCAACCAGACGCCGUUUGGAUUCCCAAGUCUGCAGUUCUCCCCAGAUAUGGUCCAGUUUCCCAGCACGGGUCCGAUGUCUGCGCCGCCUUUGCCGCACUCUCGGUUAUUCUGGGAUCAACCGAGCGAGGGCAACCAAAUGGACGUAGACAUGCCCCUUGCAUCAGAUCCUUUCGGUCCGACGCCGCACAAGAUUGAAGGAAACCUGAAUUGGCAAUCGUUUCACACACCAGCUGACAAUCAGAUGAAUCCUCAGGCUUUCCAGGCCCUUCAUGGCAUGUCGUCACCAGGACCGAUGACCUCUUUUGCAACCAGCCACGGUGGGGGUGGACAAAACUCAAGACCCGCUUCAUUCAUCUCAACGUCUGGUGGCGUCGACCCUAGCAUGCUUUUUAGCUUCUCGAGCCCUGGGCCUAACGCCUCGUUCGACCACUCUAUGCCGCAUGCGAGCAAGCAGGUUGACCCUAGACAGCCGUAUGAGACACAGCUGCUGGACUCUAUGCGAGAAAGGGAGUUGACCAGGAAAGCAAAGAGCCAGCAUUCUCGUACCAGUACCAAUUCCUCUACCGCCUCGUUUGAACAGGCCAGGCCCGGCUUGCAAAGAAGUAAUACCGACAGCGGUUUCAGGAAGAGUAGGCCGUCGUCGAUGGAUUCGAGGUCAUCAGGGGCAGGUUCCAGCCAUAACAUCCCUCGUCGUUCUUCCCCUCUUAAACGGCAGAGUGGUGGCUCACUCAUGGCCAUUCCGGAGGUUCGCAGACCUCGAACCCGCCUUGUCAUCGAUGAGACUGGUCGAGCUAGGACGGAGACUGUUCCCGCCGAUGAGGAUGAACGGGACACCCGUAGGGACUCUCAAAAGGAUUUGAGGCGCCAGUAUCCCGGUCUUUGGGCUGAGGAUGACAGUGAGUCAGAGCCAGAGGAACCCGUCACGCUAAGCCGGAACGCUUCAUUCAACCUACCUCAACGCCGGCCUUCGAAGCACGCUCGGACCGACAGUGGCGAACUUAACCGAUCCACUUCAUUUAAGAUACCAAGGCCGUUGUCAAGACCGUCGUCUGGCGUCUUUGAUAAGCCCUCCUUUGAGACAAUACGCCCUGUUAGGAAAGCGCCAGAUAACGCCCAUCGAAGAUUUAGCAUGAUGGACUUUCCUACUUCUUUCGGCGAUAUCAAGGAGAACGAGGAUCAGCAGAUGCCGGAUUCGCCCGGUGAUGCCUUGGGAGCGUUGAAGAAGGUUGUCGAAGGUCGGCAGAAGAGGAUAGAACGCACAGCCCACAAUACCCUCAAAGCACACAAUCAGCGCUGGGCGCAAGCCUCUGCAGAUCUCAACACAACUUCCGGCCCCUACGACCCCUUUAGCAACUGUUUCAAUGGUUCACCAGGAAACACCACUGACACCUCCCUCACCACACCGUCAACCGACCGGAGCAGUCUCUCAAGCGAUAGCACACGCUGUGUCUGCAAUGGUAUUGACGAUGGCCGACCUAUGGUCCAAUGCGAAUCCUGCACCAAGUGGUUACACAUGGUUUGUAUUGGCAUGGACGCGAAUAAUCUCCCUCCCGUCUACGUGUGCAUCUUCUGCACCGGACAGACACCAAUUGCAAGGGGUGGUAGAGUCAGAGGCCCCAUACCAGCACCGUUUGACUCGCCCCUCACGCACAAGUCGGUCUACCGACGAUAA
This is a messenger RNA of Trematosphaeria pertusa, 3243 nucleotides long. RefSeq lists its product as uncharacterized. Lineage: Eukaryota; Fungi; Ascomycota; Dothideomycetes; Pleosporales; Trematosphaeriaceae. The record is from RefSeq and is a predicted model, not a curated record. The transcript is spliced from 3 exons. Bases 1 to 3243 code for a protein of 1080 amino acids.